CUAUUUCUUCCACGUUAUCUGGUGGUGAUACGUCCCCAUAAAUUUAUGGUUAUUAAAGCUACGUGUUACUCUUUAUACAUGUUCCAGAAGCAUGCAUUUCACGUAAACGCAACACCUGUAUCUGAUCAAGAUUAUAAUUAUGUAAUGCUCCAUUACAUGAAGGGAGAGAGAGAGAGAGAGAGAGAGAGAGAGAGAGGCCAUAUGGAAGCACACAACGAGAGGAAAGAGCAGGUAGAGAAAGAGGAGAGAGAGAGGAUGAUGAAGAAAGAGGAAGAAAGAGGUGAGGAGGUGCACAGCAAGAUGCCGGAGGAUCCAGCGACAAAGGCUAAGGAGGUGAUUCGCGAGGCAAUUGUCAGCGGAGGUGAUGAUCAGAGAGAUGAUCAGGAGGAGGAUAAAGCCAGAGAGCCCGAUGACGUUCUCGUAUUUUCAAGAGCCGUAAACAAAGUUGAUUCUUCCCUCGAAUGAUUGAUUCAUCGUCUCGACUAUAACUUCGUUGUAAUGGUGUAUCGAAUUCGUCUUGAAUAAAUUAAAUUAGUGCGUA
Rhododendron vialii is the source of this 541-nucleotide messenger RNA. RefSeq lists its product as uncharacterized. The coding region runs from base 46 to 465 and encodes 139 amino acids. NCBI's taxonomy places the organism in Eukaryota, Viridiplantae, Streptophyta, Magnoliopsida, Ericales, Ericaceae. The record is from RefSeq and is a predicted model, not a curated record. The transcript has a single exon.